This is a messenger RNA of Prunus dulcis (almond), 3752 nucleotides long. RefSeq lists its product as uncharacterized. The record is from RefSeq and is a predicted model, not a curated record. The coding region runs from base 845 to 2341 and encodes 498 amino acids. Gene Ontology annotation, molecular function: protein binding. The transcript is spliced from 2 exons. NCBI's taxonomy places the organism in Eukaryota, Viridiplantae, Streptophyta, Magnoliopsida, Rosales, Rosaceae.
UCUUUCUUCUCUCUCCUCACAGCAAAGAGUUAAAUUCUUUCUCCCAAUACUGUGUUUCUGGCAAGUUGGUAACAAAUAAAUUUCAUGUCCUAGUAAAUUAGUAAUCAAUUCAAUAAAUGUUAGUGUGCUUAUAAUCUUGGGUGUGGGUUUUUGGUUUAAAGUCAUGAUCUUGGACUUAGAAUUCAGGGUUUCCGGGAAAAGGAGCUUACUUAAGUUAGAUUGCUCAUUAAAUGCUCAUCGGGGUUGGAUUUGUUGACUUUUUAAAACUGUUUUCCGUUGACUCGCCGUGAAUACACUGAUUUUGGCGUCGUUUUGAUGUAAAGUUGGGCUCAGAUGAUAACCCACAUGCUCUUUUAUGAUCAUUUCGAUACUGUAAUAUUUUACGUCAAUUUUCUUUAUCAGUAAUUUUUAUGUGAAUGCUAAUGUGCCGCUUCCAUUAUUGUUUUGAACUGGGUUUUUGCUUUGUUUUCGUGCCUGCAUAUGUUCGCAAAGCAGGUUCUUUGGGGCGAUGAUUUUUCGAUGUAUAAGCACAGAAGCUGUAGAAAGUAGCUUAGUUGUCUGCGGUCAAGCACACACACGAUGAACUAGUGCUAUAAUGGUGAAAUCUUUUUAUGGUUUUUUCGAUGUAUAUGCACACAAGCUGUAGAAAGUAGCUAUAAGUUGUCUAAAGUCAAGCACACACACGAUGAACUAGUGCUAUAAUGGUGAAAUCUUUUUCUGCACCAGCUUUAUGAAUGCAUUUUGAAAUGGCUUUUAGGUACAUCUUAUUAGAUUGUAGUAAAUUUAGCGUAAUUGUAUACUGGUUUUUAAAUUCGUUUUAUUCGAAUCUUUGAAGUUCCUUGUGAUGGCGAGGACAAAGCUUAUCUUAAUCUGCCAGUCUGGUGGUGAAUUCGUCAUAAAGGAUGAUGGAUCCAUGUCAUAUACGGGUGGAGAGGCACAUGCAGUAGAUAUCAAUCUUGAAACCGUAUUUGAUGAUCUCAAGUUUAAAUUGGCUGAAAUGUUGAAUUUAGAAUAUAAAUCCAUAUCCAUGAAGUAUUUUCUUCCAGGAAAUACGCGAACUCUUAUCACUUUAUCCAAUGAUAAGGACCUAAAAAGGAUGUAUGAGUUCCAUGGGAAAUCAGUAACUGCUGAUGUUUUUGUCAUGGGGAAAGCAGGUUUUGACAGUGAAGCCUUAAGCACACAAAGAAGGGCAUGUGGGAUAAAACUGGCUGAAUCUGUGACCCCUGUUGCUGCCUCCACUACUUCAGCUGCCGCUUUACACUCUAGUCCUCUUACAGUACCAACUGAUGUUAAAUCUGCAGUGGGUUCUGCAGCUGCCAAUGCCAUCCCAGUUGUCCCUGCCCCUCUUCCUCUAUCAAAACAAACGUGCUCUGUCAUGUCUGUCGAAGAAAGAACCCAAAGCCCAAGUGGAGUGGAUGCUCCUAGUUCCAUUCCAUCUGAUCCUGUUACUGUUACUGCUGAUGCAAUUGUCCACAGCUCGAAUGAAUUUGAUAUUAACGCUACCCCUGCUGAUACUGUUAAGAAGCGAAGACGCACUGCUGCUUGGAAAAUUGGUGCUGAUGGUCCUACCAUUGUUGCUGGCACUGACCAUGUUGGGGAGAAAAGAAAAGUUAUGCCCAGGAAGAAGAAUAUUGUUAGCCACAACACUACUGCAGAAACUGAUGAUGUGGGUCGGAAACAAGAUACCCUUCCCUGUAAAGAUAGUAGUACUAGCAGUGACCCUAUACAGGAUACUCUAGGGCAAUCAAAUGAUGUUCCACCUGAAAAACUAGUCACAUUAUGGAAAGAUGGUAUCACUGGGGUUGGACAGGAAUUCAAAAGUGUUAAAGAAUUUCGUGAUGCACUGCAAAAAUAUGGCAUUGCUCAUCGUUUUAUGUAUAGGUUAAAAAAGAAUGAUACUAACCGUGCAAGUGGCAGAUGUAUAGCUGAAGGCUGUUCCUGGAGAAUUCACGCAUCAUGGGACUCAUCUGUUCAAAGGUUUAGGAUAAAGAAUAUGAACAAAAUACAUACAUGUGGAAGGGAGUUCUGGAAAUCUUAUCAUCCGACUAAAAGUUGGUUGGUUAGCAUCAUAAAAGACAGAUUACUAGACAGCCCACAUCUCAAGCCAAAAGAACUUGCCAAUGGCAUUCUUCAGGAUUUUGGGAUUGCGGUGAACUAUACUCAAGUAUGGCGUGGAAUUGAAGAUGCUAGGGAGCUACUUCUGGGUUCAUAUAGAGAGGCAUAUAACCAGUUACCUUGGUUUUGUGAGAAGAUGGCAGAGGCAAAUCCUGGUAGUAAUAUUAUGCUUUUCACUGUGAUGAUAGGAGAUUUCAACGUCUCUUUGUUUGCUUUCAUGCUUUAAUAUAUGGUUUUCAGAAUGGUUGUCGCCCCAUUAUUUUCCUUGAUGCUACAUCUUUAAAAUCAAAAUACCAUGAGACUUUUUUUGCUGCUACAGCUUUGGAUGGAGAUGACGGUGUUUUCCCAGUUGCAUUUGCUAUAGUCGACGUUGAGAAUGAUGAUAAUUGGCGUUGGUUUUUGGAGCAGUUAAGGUCAGUGGUUUCAACCUCACAAUCCUUAACUUUUGUCUCUGAUAGAGAGAAGGGACUUAAGAAAUCAGUGAUUGAGGUAUUUGAGAAUGCCCACCAUGGCUACUCAUUGCACCGCCUUCUUGAAAGCUUUAAGAAAAACUUGAAGGGUCCAUUCCAUGGAGAUGGGAAGGGUUUGUUGCCAAUCAAUUUUGUGGCUGCAGCCCAUGCAGUCCGACUUGAUGGUUUUAAAACAAGUACUGAUCAAAUUAGACGGGUUUCUUCACAGGCUUAUGACUGGGUCCUGCAAAUUGAACCAGAAUGUUGGACAAAUGCAUUAUUUAAAGGUGAACACUAUAACCAUGUGACAUCCGACGUUGCAGAGACAUACAUCAAGUGGAUAGAGGAAGUACGGGAGUUACCCAUAGCACAGAAGAUCGAAGUGCUAAGUUGUAAGCUGAUGGAGUUGAUAAACACUCGUCGAACAGAUUCAAGUACAUGGCCUACAAAGCUCACUCCAUCCAAGGAGGAAAAGUUGCGACAAGAAACUCUUCAAGCAUAUGGUCUUAAAGUCUUAUUUUCAUCUGAUACUCUUUUUGAGGUUCACAAGGACUCCAUCAAUGUUGUGGAUAUUGAUAAAUGGGACUGUAGUUGUCUGAAAUGGAAAGCAACCGGCCUACCCUGCUGUCAUGCUAUUGCCGUCUUUAACUGCACUGGUAGGAAUGUAUAUGAUUAUUGUUCAAGAUACUUUAAAGCCAACAACUUUCAGUUGACGUAUUCUGAAUCUAUAAACCCAUCGGCCCCUUUCCAGCCCUUGGAUAGUGACACAAUUGACUUAGAGACUCUGCAUGUACUUCCUCCAUUCAUCUCCAAGCCACAAAACCAAGAAAAGAAAAAGCAGACCAGAACAAAGGGUGUGAUCACAAGGACAGUUACUUGCGCUAGGUGCAAGGAAGUUGGGCAUAACAAAGCAACGUGCAAGGCACCCACCACCCCAACCCCAUAGGUCCUCUUGUGUAUGUAUUGCUCUGUGCAUCCUCCAUGUAAUCUUUGAUCAUAAUAACUUGGAUGCUUGUUUAUUAUGAAUGCGUAGAGUGGUGAUCAACAGUUUCCCGAACUCUUUUAGAUUUGUGGUUGAGUUCUUCUGUUCUUCAAUUAGCCUAUAAUUUUAUAUUCAUAUACAGCUUUUGAAACUUUGAAUUGUGAAGUUCGUGAAAUGUAUAGUAGUGAGAAUAAUGUUACAGGACA